This is a messenger RNA of Cooperia oncophora, 942 nucleotides long. The record is from the annotation of a GenBank genome assembly. NCBI's taxonomy places the organism in Eukaryota, Metazoa, Nematoda, Chromadorea, Rhabditida, Trichostrongylidae.
AUGGCCAGCCAAGAAUUGGAGGCUUCUGUUGCAAAUAUUGUGGAACAAACCACUCUGAAAUGGAUUUUUGUUGGAGGAAAAGGUGGCGUCGGUAAAACGACGUGCAGUUGCUCGCUAGCUGUACAACUGGCGGCUAAAAGACGAAGUGUUUUAUUGAUUUCAACGGAUCCCGCUCACAACAUAUCCGAUGCCUUAAAUCAGAAAUUCACAAAAACACCUCAAAAAGUUUCAGGAUUCAAUAACCUUUUUGCUAUGGAAAUUGAUUCAAAUCCAGUUGAAGGUUCUACUUUACCUGGACUAGAUCAGCUCAUGGACAGCAACGGAGGAAUAGCGUCGAUGGGACGAGAACUUUUACAUAAUAUGGUUGGUGGGAUGCCGGGUAUUGAUGAAGCAAUGAGCUUUGCAGAGAUGCUUAACUAUACUGGAAUGACGAAUAAGUUGUCUGGCUUGCUUGGAAUGGGCGAGUUGUCUAUGGAUGAUACCAUGAGAAAAUUCAAUGAGACAUUGGAUCAGGUCAAGCGAAUGAAUGUCGAGUUCAAGAAUCCCGAUCUCACCACAUUCGUUUGUGUAUGUAUUGCGGAAUUUUUGUCACUGUAUGAAACAGAACGUCUCAUACAAGAGCUUACUAAACAGGGUAUCGAUACACAUAAUAUAAUCGUGAAUCAGUUAUUGUUCCCGGAUACCACAGAUGGUUGUGUUCAGUGCAAGAAAUGUCAAGCACGAUUUCGAAUACAGUCAAAAUAUCUUGAACAGGCAACCAUGGAGCGAGAAUUUCCAGCUGAGUUAGACCCCUUCUUUCAGAUCGCCGAUUUAUACGAGGAUUUCCAUAUCACGAAAUUGCCGAUGUUAGACGAAGAAGUACGUGGUCCGGAACAAAUUCGUCAGUUCAGCAGGAACUUAGUUGUACCGUACUUGCCACCCGGAAAUGGAACCAAAUCUUAA